CAUUGGUGAUGUCGCGACUUAACCCUAACCUAAGUUUCCAAGCUCAACAUGCGUUCGUGCAUCUUAAGGAACUUGCUAAGCAUACGGCAAUUGUCGCGUGAAGCUCCUAGAAGUCAUACAUCACGAUCGUUAACGUAUUCAUGGCUAAAGCUGACGAGGAGGUUCUCGAGCGACGUGGGGAACGACUGCAAGGACGAGAAAGAUGACACGAGCAAGGACACCGAUUAUAACCUCGCGGGUGCUAUGAAUAUAAAAUACAAAGUAUUUCACGAUGAGGACGCUGACAUUAUUCUUGACGUGAGCGAAGAGCAGCAAAAGAUCCUCCUCGAGGACCUGAACAAGCAGGAGGAGGAAGUUCGUGAUCCUUAUGCCGAUAUAAAUCUGGAGCAUGGUGUUACUGGAGUAUUUGACAUCGAUCAACUCGUUGAGUUACUGGAAAGAGAUAAAGCCAAGAACAUCUUUGUCGCUUCCGUUCCCAAGGAGUACGCUUACGUGGACUACAUCAUUGUUGCAACUGGAAAUUCACAAAAGCACAUGAAAGCUUUAGCCACCUUUGUACGCAAGGUUUACAAACUGAAAAGAUAUGAAAAUGAGUUGAUACCUAAAAUCGAAGGAGAGAAGUCAAAAGAUUGGAUGGCCUUGGAUUUAGGAAAUAUCGCUCUGCAUAUCUUAUCUGUCUCUGCUAGAGAACAAUACGACCUGGAGACUCUAUGGACUGUCGGUUCGCAAUACGAUGAUAAAACCAAUGCAUCUGAAGAAUCGAGUAUUAUGGAUCAGUAUAACGCCUUUUUAGCUGAUCUCCAACCGGCCGAUGAUGGUCGAUGAUUUAUGCGCGUCUUUUAAUGUAAAAAUUCUAAAUUAGUCUAAUAAAAAAAAUGAUACAAUU
Messenger RNA from Mycetomoellerius zeteki, 886 nucleotides. Its product is annotated as ribosomal silencing factor RsfS-like protein, 312. Gene Ontology annotation, molecular function: ribosomal large subunit binding. The record is from RefSeq and is a predicted model, not a curated record. Bases 49 to 825 code for a protein of 258 amino acids. Gene Ontology annotation, biological process: negative regulation of translation; negative regulation of ribosome biogenesis. The transcript is spliced from 3 exons. Gene Ontology annotation, cellular component: mitochondrion. Lineage: Eukaryota; Metazoa; Arthropoda; Insecta; Hymenoptera; Formicidae.